Daucus carota subsp. sativus is the source of this 1944-nucleotide messenger RNA. RefSeq names its product probable sugar phosphate/phosphate translocator At1g06470. Gene Ontology annotation, molecular function: antiporter activity. Gene Ontology annotation, biological process: UDP-glucose transmembrane transport. Bases 210 to 1514 code for a protein of 434 amino acids. Lineage: Eukaryota; Viridiplantae; Streptophyta; Magnoliopsida; Apiales; Apiaceae. The transcript has 12 exons. Gene Ontology annotation, cellular component: endoplasmic reticulum-Golgi intermediate compartment; Golgi apparatus; cis-Golgi network. The record is from RefSeq and is a predicted model, not a curated record.
AAAAUACUUUUACCGGAAUAUCCAAAAACGACAACGACUUUAUAGUUUUUAUUAUUGGCGACAAACUACUGCAUCACCUCUCUCUCUCUCUCUAUCUCACCUGAAAAUAUCUCUUCGUUCUCCGAUCAUCUCCGCUUUCCACCCCUAUACAUACACACAUGUAUCUAUACAUCCACAUCAAUCAAUGAUAUCGCCGAUCUAGUGAGGAUAUGAACGUGAUCGGCGCCAGCACGAAUCGUGUAUCGCCUCGGGGCGACCGCAACGCAGCUACGAAAUUACACGCCGAAUCAUUCAGCAUUGAAGAAAUUCACAAGCAUAAUUUAAUUCGUAAUAAUAAUAGUGCUGAUACUGGAUCAUCUCCCAGAAAGAUUAUUGAUAAAGAUAGAGAUAGAGAUAGAGAUCCGAUUAUUAAUGUAGAUGAUGAUUCCACGCACCACAAGUUAUCGCUUACCACAAAGUCUGUGUUAUCAGCUGCUGAUAUACUUAAGACUCUGUUUUUUGUACUCGUUUGGUAUACUUUCAGCUUGUUCUUAACAUUGUACAAUAAGACUUUAUUGGGUGAAAAUAUGGGCAAAUUUCCAGCUCCUCUUUUGAUGAAUACGUUCCACUUUGGGAUGCAAGCUAUAUUAGCAAAGGCUAUUACAUGGAUAUGGUCUAGUAGGUUUCAGCCUCCCGUGUCUAUGUCGUGGAAGGAUUAUUUUAUACGAGUUGUACCAACAGCUAUUGGAACGGCACUGGAUAUUAACUUGAGCAAUGCAUCUCUUGUUUUUGUGUCUGUUACGUUUGCCACAAUGUGUAAAUCUGCAUCCCCAAUAUUUCUUCUUCUAUUUGCUUUUGCAUUCAGGUUGGAGUCUCCAAGCGUCAAGCUCCUAGGCAUCAUCUUAGUUAUAUCUGUUGGAAUACUGUUGACAGUUGCAAAGGAAACAGAAUUUCAGUUUUGGGGUUUCAUUUUUGUCAUGCUUGCUGCUUUUAUGUCCGGCUUUCGUUGGACAAUGACUCAAAUCCUCCUUCAGAAAGAAGUAUAUGGUCUGAAAAAUCCCCUGACGCUAAUGAGUUAUGUAGCUCCAGUUAUGGCAGUCUCAACCGGUAUACUGUCUCUCAUUUUUGAACCAUGGGAUCAAUUCAGUAAAAAUGUUUACUUUAAUAGCUCAUGGCAUAUUACUCGUAGUUCCUUGCUGAUGCUUUUUGGUGGAACUCUCGCCUUUUUCAUGGUAUUAACCGAAUACAUUCUUGUCUCUGUAACUAGUGCUGUGACGGUGACUAUAGCUGGAGUUGUCAAGGAAGUUGUCACAAUAUCGGUUGCUGUUUUUUACUUCCAUGAUGAAUUUACAUGGUUGAAAGGGAUUGGACUCAUCAUAAUUAUGGUUGGCGUCAGUUUAUAUAAUUGGUACAAAUACCAAAAGCUACACAGGGGAGAAUCAAGUGAGGAUGACUUGGCAGGAUCUUCCACAAGUAGUAGUCCUGCAAAGUAUGUUAUUCUUGAGGAGAUGGAUGAUCAAGAUCUUGGGCAUUGAAUACUUGAAUAUUUCUUUAUGAUAUUUGAAAGGAACGUUCUUCUACCUUUGCCUGCCGAAUAUGUUAAUAUCACGAUACUGGCUAAUACUGGCUGCUUUAGAGGGAAAGGGAUCUUUACCAUGUCGCAUUCUACAUGACCUUGGUUUCUCAAGUUUUUUGUUGUAUAAACUGAUAAUAGAGGCGCUACACAAAUUUUUGGCUAUCAAAGAAUCAAAGGCCAUUAGCUGAGAAUGCAGCAGAUUGAAAGCACUUGUAUAGAACUGAUUGUACUGUAUAUCGCAAAAAUGCCCAUUAUAUCGGGUUAAGUAACCUCAGUUUUGUCGGUAGUUUAUACAGCCUGUGGUAGAACCGGUGUGGCGGUGUGUAACAAAAUUUUGACAAUAGUGUAAAAUUAGUUUAUAGGCAAAGCUCAUUUGUACUUUUGUUUUA